Molecule: messenger RNA, 1560 nt
Organism: Teleopsis dalmanni
Lineage: Eukaryota; Metazoa; Arthropoda; Insecta; Diptera; Diopsidae
Product: otefin-like
Exons: 2
Coding region: 241-1515 (424 amino acids)
Source: RefSeq, a predicted model, not a curated record
UUAUAUGAAUAUCAGGCACAGAACUAAGUAGUUAGAAGCUAUUUAAGUUUUCUAUUUAAAAGACAGAAAGCGUCAUUAUAGCCUGGACUUAAGAAAAUAACAAACAUUAGCGGAACAGCAAAGCUUAAUUGAAACUAAGUGGCAACUUCAACUAAUGGAACGAAUCCUUUUUUAACGAAGCGCUUUAAACGCGCAAUUGACUCUUCUUCAAACGGCAGAAAUUUUGUGAGUUGUGAUAAAAUGUCUAGCGAGGUUGACGAUUUGGACAAAUUAAGUAAUGCUGAACUGCAUAGUAAGUGUGUUGAGAAUGGCAUGAAGAAUAUUCCAGUAACUGAUGCAAGCCGAAGCAUACUUACCAAGAAGUUGCGUGCCAUUUUAAGUGGAACUAAGCCGGACACGCCUACCAAGCAAAACAAACGGUACUCCGAAGCACCAAAAGUUGCUGAUAAAGUGGUAGAGGAUAAAUCUAAGCGUGCCAACAGACGUACAAUUGCCGUUACUAAACCCUUUGGCAGUGAUGAAACUGUCGAUGGUACAGAACAAUCUACAGCUGCAAUCGCGGUUACUAAAAAACGCGAAGCUAGCGUACAAAAAGUGUCGCCAGUAACCGUAAUUGAUACAAUUGCCAUUGAAAGUGACGAUGACAUGGAUUUAGUAAAGGCGACAGCACAAGCAGAAGCAGUUGAACGUGGUGUACCGGUACGCGGGCGUACCACACGUUCAGUGUCUGUUACUAAGAGCAACAUUCCUGUGCCCGUAGCAGUAGCAGCAGCAGCAGCUAAAAAAGAUGUUGACACUAUCAUCGAAGAACAAGAACAAGUUGAGCCUAUUGUGCGUCAACGUUCAACCCGUUCCGUUUCUCUUUCGAAAUCAAGUGUUGUUACUGUUUCCUUUGAUGGUAAUGUACAGCCAAUACAGGAAGAACCAAUUAUGUCAUCAGCGCCAGUUUCACACCAACAUACUGAUGUCUACUCGAAAGUUGAGAAAAAACACUUUGAGCCAGGAAGCCUAUUUAAGGAACCAACUAACAAAGCCAAACAACAUCAAUACAUUCCAGUUGGAGAUUUGAAAUACUCACAACCUGUGAGCACAACUACCGGCUACGCUUCAAAAUAUGCUUCGCCUUUAAGCCUUGGUUCUGCACAUUUUUUAGGUGGUACCCCCUCGUUAUUGGCAGGAAAAACUAACGCUUAUUAUAAUGAGCAGAGCGAUGAUACAGAUACGGAUGCAUACGACACGCCGUUUUUAAGUAACUUUGCACGUACUUUGGAUCGCUUGAAGUCUCCACAUAUGGAUCGCAUUGCUGGCGGCAAGUACAGUGGUGGUAUGGCGGAAAAUUUAACUCCACGUCCACGUAAGUCACUGGUGCACGACAAACGCAGACGUCCUUCGAUCAUGGCACAACUUGCGGAACUUUUUAGAGCAGUAGAUAGGAAGUACCACAUUCGCCGCAACUUAUUCAUCACGUUUAUUGUUUUGGCGGUUAUUACUUUUAUAUAUAUGUUUUGGCGUUAAUUAAAUAUAAUUUUGUAACGUUAAUUUUACAAUAACCAGUUAAUU